This is a messenger RNA of Heterocephalus glaber (naked mole-rat), 1677 nucleotides long. RefSeq names its product olfactory receptor 52P1-like. The record is from RefSeq and is a predicted model, not a curated record. Gene Ontology annotation, molecular function: G protein-coupled receptor activity; olfactory receptor activity. Lineage: Eukaryota; Metazoa; Chordata; Mammalia; Rodentia; Bathyergidae. Gene Ontology annotation, biological process: G protein-coupled receptor signaling pathway. Gene Ontology annotation, cellular component: plasma membrane.
GAGAGUGAGGAGAGGAGUGAAGAGAUGCGGGACCAUGAGCGUGCACAUCCCUAUGGAUGUUUGCUGAAAUAUACCUUCAAAUGCAUGUCCCCGCUCACCUGAACACAUCUGCAGCAGGUGUCCGGGACUACCUGCCCACUCUCCCACUGCCUCAUUUUCAGGUACUUCAUGAGGGUGCCACCAUGACCACUUGCAAUGCCACUGGCCACCCAUCUUUCUUCAUUCUCCAAGGCAUCCCCGGGAUGGAAGACAAACACAGAUGGAUCUCAAUCCCCUUCUCCUCCAUGUACUUCAUCACUGUGCUGGGGAACUGCACCAUCCUCUUCACCAUCUCCACAGAGCGCUCCCUGCAUAAGCCCAUGUUCCUGCUCCUCUGCUUGCUGGCUCUCACUGACCUGGGCAUGUCCACAACCACGGUUCCUAAGGCACUGUGCAUCUUCUGGUUUGGCCAGAGUGAGAUCAGCUAUGAAGGCUGCCUGGUCCAGUUGUUCUUCAUCCAUUCCAUUUCUGCCAUGCAGUCAGCUGUCCUGACCACCAUGGCCUUUGACCGCUAUGUGGCCAUCUGCAAGCCCCUGCACUAUGCCACCAUCCUUUCCAACAGCCGCAUUGGGCUCCUCGGCCUAGUGAGCUUGGUGAGAGCCACCCUCUUUAUUCUCCCCAUGCCCAUCCUCCUCCAGCAUGAGGCCUUUCAUGCCAACCAUGCCAUUCAAACCACCUACUGUGAGCACAUGGCCGUGGUGAAGACGGUGUGUGUGGACACCACAGUCAACCGGACGUACGGCCUGGCGGUGGCUUUGCUGGUUGUUGCCCUAGACAUCUCGGCCAUUGCUUCCUCUUAUGCGCUAGUCAUCCAGGCUAUAAUGCGCCUCUCUUCUAAAGAAGCCCACCACAAAGCAGUCAAUACCUGUACCACACAUAUCUGUGUCAUGCUGAUCUCUUACACUCCCUCACUUUUCUCUUUUCUUACUCAUCGCUUUGGCAGAGGCAUUCCACCCCAUGUCCACACGAUUCUUGGCAACCUCUACUUUCUUGUACCUCCAAUGCUCAAUCCUAUUAUUUAUGGAGUAAAAACAAAGGAAUUUUGGAACCAAGUGACCAAAUAUGGUUUCUGGAUGAAGGGGCCUAUAACCAUUUCCCAUAGUCAGAAACUUGUUUGAUAAUCCAGCAACUGUGAAUAUAAGAAGAAAUGUUUAGUGCAUACAGUUUUGGGGAAAUUUGUCCCUUGGUAGAAAUAUGUCAUGCUGACAGAUUUGGCAUCAAAAUGUUUAUUUUUGGACAAAGAAGCUAACACCUAAGAACUUUUUGUCUUAUUAAUUCCAAAGCAAGGCACUUGUCCUCUGUCAAAUAAAAUAAUGGCACUUGUUCUCUAUAUCUGGUUAGGCAAAUUAUGCAUGAUAAUGUAUCUAAAAGUACUUCAAAAAACAACAUGCCAUGUAUGAUCAACCAGAAUGUUCCCAUAUGAAGAGAAGAGAAAAUGUAAGAGCAAACAGUAACUUGCCUACCACCAGGGAGUAGCAGAAAACUACUGACUUUCCAAGGCAAGGCCAAGGUGCAUGUCAUUAUGGAUGUGUAUUUGCAUUUGUGUGUUCAAGGGUAGGGUGAGAGGUGGAGAAGAUUUUUUCUAGGGACUGAGAAGGGACAGAAAAUUUUCAAAAUUUAAUUUAGAAUCACUUAUUA